Punctularia strigosozonata HHB-11173 SS5 is the source of this 1003-nucleotide messenger RNA. RefSeq names its product DUF572-domain-containing protein. Gene Ontology annotation, cellular component: post-mRNA release spliceosomal complex; U2-type spliceosomal complex. Gene Ontology annotation, biological process: mRNA splicing, via spliceosome. The record is from RefSeq and is a predicted model, not a curated record. Lineage: Eukaryota; Fungi; Basidiomycota; Agaricomycetes; Corticiales; Punctulariaceae. The transcript is spliced from 6 exons. Bases 18 to 947 code for a protein of 309 amino acids.
CUUGUCGCUCUUCAAAGAUGCAAGGCUUCAACAAGUAUUACCCGCCGGAUUACGACCCGCAGAAACACAGUAGCUUGAAUGCUUACAGAGGAAAACAUGCCCUUGGAGAUAGGGCCCGCAAGAUCGACCAAGGCAUUCUGAUCACCCGUUUUGAGCUCCCCUUCAACAUCUGGUGCGGAACAUGCAACAACCACAUCGGCAUGGGCGUGCGUUACAACGCCGAGAAGAAGAAGAUCGGCAAUUACUAUUCCACGCCGAUAUUCUCGUUCCGAUGUAAAUGCCACCUGUGCGAUGGAUGGUUUGAGAUACAGACGGAUCCGAAGAACACGCGAUACGUCGUCGUCUCCGGCGCCAGGCAGAAGGACGAGGAGUGGGAUCCGGAGGAGAAUGGUGGAUAUGCGAUCCAUGACACCGAAGCUGCCGGUCCCUCUGAUCCACUUGCGGCUCUCGAGAAGACGACGGACGCGAAGAACCACGUGGCGAAGGUGCAAUUACCACGGCUCGAAGCCCUACAAGCCGUCUCGGAGGCGACAAACGCAGACCCCUAUGCGCACUCUCAGCGCAUGCGCAAGCGCCUGCGAGAGGAGAAGAAGGUCGAGAAGGCGAAGACAGCUGUGGACGACGCGAUUAAGAACAAAUACUCGCUCCCGUCCGAGCUGACGCUCAUUCGAGACGACGAGGAGAGCGCGAAGGCGGCGAAGGAUGAAUGGGAGGCGGCGAAGCGGGAGGUGGCGGAGAGGGAGAGUGCGAAGAGGCGGAAGCUCGUCGAAGCAGGGAACAUGGUGCCGAUCCUUCCAGGGACGACGACCUUUGCAAGGUCUACGGUCGCAAGCUCGGGCCUAGGGAAACGAUCCUCCGGUGCGAUUUCAGGUGUCGAUGCGCUCAAGGCACGAAUAUUGCAGAACACUGCUCGACAGAGUUUAGCGCGACCGAAACCGCAACCCUGACCAUUUCGAAAGUCUGUUUUUUUUAACACCACGAUCUGCCGCACUGUAUCAUCAAU